AUGCCGUCCCCCGAUGGGGUGGACCACACCGAGGUCAUCGUCCACGCGCGCGACGCCGCGGACGCGAAAGCGCACGCGUCGUCCCGGGCUGGAGUCGUCGUCGUCGCGAAAGAUUUGACCUACGACGUCGCGUCGUUCAAGGACAAGGGCGUCAAGGCGAGGCUCCUGUCUGACGUCAACGGUUUAUUCAACCCCGGGGAGAUGACCGCGUUGUUGGGCCCGUCCGGGAGCGGGAAGACGACGUUCCUGGACGUCCUCGCGGGGCGGAAGACCGUCGGGGAGACGACCGGGGAGGUGCUCUUCGGAGGGAAGGCGCCGUCGGUAAAAUUCCUUCGACGGCACACGGGGUACGUGGAGCAGUUCGACACGCUCAUCGCGGCUUUGACCGUGCGAGAGAUGCUCUGCUACACCGCGGAACUGAAACGCCCGAUGAACGAGCCGUUAGCAUCCAAAGAAACGGCCGUGGACAAGCUGUUACGCGACCUCGGUCUAUGGGACGCGCGCGACGUCGUCGUCGGGAGCCAGAUGGUCAAGGGGAUAUCCGGCGGCCAGGCGAAGCGAACGAACAUCGCGAUCGCGCUCAUCACGGACCCUUCCGUCUUAUUCCUGGACGAACCCACGAGCGGGUUGGACAGCUUCACCGCGAACGAGGUCAUGUCCGUGGUGAAGUCGCUGGUGACGGACGAAGUCACGAUACUCGCGACGAUUCACUCGCCGACGGCGUACGCGUUUUCGCUCUUCGACAACGCGAUGAUCCUCUGCGGCGGCAGACAGGUGUACUUUGGACCGACGGGGAAAGGGUUGUGGCUCAUCGACGUCUUCACGGAGGCGGACCGCCGAGGCGACGCCGUCGCGUUCGCGGACGUGUACGAGACGUCGUCGCUGAAGAAGGCGUGCGACGCGUCCACGCGCGCCGCCGUCGCCGCCGAGAAGACGCGCCGGCGGCGGCGCGGCAGCGAGGAGAGCCUCGCGGACGGCGUCACGACGCAAAGCCUCGCGGACACGAAGCUGAACACGACAUCGUCCACGGUAACGCCGGGGUGGUGGGCGUUUUACGUCAUGCUGAAAUACCGAACGAGGAAAAACUACCGAGACCCGGAGUACCUCGGCCCGCGGCUCGGAGACAAAAUCUUCCUCUCGUUCAUCAUCACGACGCUCUACCUCGGCAGAGGCAACGACUUCGGCGCGGACAACGUGAUCAACAUAUCCUCCGCGCUGUUCAUGUGGAGCACGCUCCCCGCGUUCGGCGCCGCGGCGUACAUCCCGCAGAUAGUGUUGGAGAGGUCGCUGUACAUGCGCGAGCGCGCGGACGGUCUGUACAACCCGCUGACGUACGUCGUCGCGAAAAUUUGCGACGAGAUGCUCCUCCUCGUCUUCGUGACACUUUGUAUCGCGGUCGUCGUCUUCUUCGCCGUCGACCUCGCCGGGUCGUUCUGGCUGUUCUGGCUGACGUAUUACAUCACGCUCGGGAACGGCAUCGUCCUCGCGUACCUCGUCGCGGCGGCGGCGCCGAACAUGGAAGCCGCGAACGCCAUCCUCCCAACCUACGUCGUCACGCUCCUCUUUUUCGCGGGGUUUUUGAUCACGCCCGAGGACACGCCGUCGUACUGGAAGUGGUACUCGUACGUCGACCUCAUGAAGUACGCGUGGGGGGCGCUGAUGAUCAAUCAGUGGGACGGGAACGACCCGGUGUUGUUCGCCGGCGGGGAGACGCUGCUCGAGACGUACGAGCUCGACGACGUGAACAAGUGGGGGUACGUCGGGUAUCUAUUGCUCUUCUUUUGCGCGUUUUUCGUCCUCGCGUUUUUAGCGCUCAAGCACAUCAACCACAGCAAGCGUUAA
Molecule: messenger RNA, 1842 nt
Organism: Micromonas pusilla CCMP1545
Lineage: Eukaryota; Viridiplantae; Chlorophyta; Mamiellophyceae; Mamiellales; Mamiellaceae
Product: ATP-binding cassette superfamily
Exons: 3
Coding region: 1-1842 (613 amino acids)
Biological process (GO): transmembrane transport
Cellular component (GO): membrane
Molecular function (GO): ATP binding; ABC-type transporter activity; ATP hydrolysis activity
Source: RefSeq, a predicted model, not a curated record